Molecule: messenger RNA, 336 nt
Organism: Neurospora crassa OR74A
Lineage: Eukaryota; Fungi; Ascomycota; Sordariomycetes; Sordariales; Sordariaceae
Exons: 3
Coding region: 1-336 (111 amino acids)
Source: RefSeq, a predicted model, not a curated record
AUGCGAGAUUGCGACCCCUUCUCUCACUGUCAACCUGCCAGUGAAAAAGGAAGCUAUGUGAUUGAUCAGAAUCAGAAACAGCGGCUCUCUCGCGAGAAGCGCGGACAGGGAGGGGUAGCUACCAGAACUUCUAGCGAGAGGGAAAUGGUGACUGCUGUUGGUGAUGCUGGUGAUUCGGCCGUCAUGCCCUGUAACUCGUCGAUUUCAGGAGCAUGGCCACACGCCCAAGACGCUGGAUGGAAGCGACGGAAGCGAAGGGACCUAGAGGUGUAUUCGUCACAGCGGGUCAAGGGUGGCGUGAUGGUGUCGCCUUACAAGCCUGGGCUUGAGCCUUGA